UAAGUAAAACAUGGCGACGAUCGGUGCAGCACGGUGUUUGCUAAGAAGCUGUUCUCGGAUAAAAAAUGUCGAUUCUCACUCGAAUAUGUUUGGCAGACGUAGCAGACGGAUGCUGUGUAGUGCAUCAUCGGACAUCAACAACCCAGACGUACAUGUCAACCCGAAGUUUAUGGACGAGGAAGUGCAGAAUAUCCUGACGAGGAUCACUGGCUUGGACCUCCAGAAGGUGUUCAGACCCCAGAAACAAGAGCUGAAGCCACCCACCUACAAACUCAUGACAGAUGCCCAGCUAGAGGAGGCCACUGUGAAGGCCAGGGAGGAGGCGGAAAGACUACUGAAGAUGCCCCCAGUGCUGCCCGAGAGGAAGCCCAUCGACGACGUCCUCUCCGAGGACAAGAUCCUGGAGGGCAUGGACACGGCCAAAUACGUCUUCACUGACAUCACCUUCAACAUCCCCCACAGGGAGCGCUUCGUCGUGAUCCGGGAGCCCAGCGGGACGCUGAGGAAGGCCUCCUGGGAGGAGAGGGACAGGAUCCUCCAAGUGUACUUUCCCAAAGCAGGACGGAAACUCACAGCGCCCCCUGUCUUUAAGGAGGAGAACCUCAAGAUUGUAUUUUCCCAGGACCGCCACGAGGAUGUGUUGGACAUGUGCGUCGCUCAGUUUGAACCAGACUCGUCAGGCUACAUCCGGGUCCACGCGGCGACCUAUGAGGACCUGGAGAAGCAGGGAAAGUACGAGCUACUGCGUUCCACCAGGCACUUCGGAGGCCUGGCCUGGUACCUGGUCACCCACAAGAGGGUGGAUGGCCUCAUCAUAGACAUGCUCCAAAGAGAUCUGGUCCAGGAUGCGGUCAGUGUGGUGCGUCUGCUCCACAUGGCCCACCCUCACUGUCAAUCAGCCCAGGAAGCCAGCAGACAGGGGGCGGCAGGGCUGGACCUGCUCAAGGUGUACACCCAGCUGGAGUCUCAGAGGGCAGGCUACAUCGAGCUGGCUCUGCAGGCCCACCAGCAGACCCUGGCAGAGAGCUCCGCUUGACCUCACCUGCCAUCCUCCGGGACACGGCCCCUGCCCGCCCCGCCCGUCUGAUACCAGCUCCACAGGCAGCAGGAUGUCUGUCGAAUCAUGUCAACUGCUGCCAUGCUCUGUCAACUGACAAAUACAGCUCGAAAGUGGUGCAUUCAGUGACAUAUAUGCCCGUAUCAGUAACUGUUGGGAUAGAGUUCGUCCAGUGAUGUUCUGUUGUUGGAGCACCACACAUGAUAAAUGGGCAAACGUGACAGCUGACUGGAUACUUUAUCUGUACUGAAAGUUAACAUUCAAACUCAACAGAAAC
This is a messenger RNA of Hypomesus transpacificus, 1334 nucleotides long. It is a transcript of the gene mrps22, whose product is annotated as mitochondrial ribosomal protein S22. The record is from RefSeq and is a predicted model, not a curated record. Gene Ontology annotation, cellular component: mitochondrial small ribosomal subunit. Lineage: Eukaryota; Metazoa; Chordata; Actinopteri; Osmeriformes; Osmeridae. Bases 11 to 1036 code for a protein of 341 amino acids. Gene Ontology annotation, molecular function: structural constituent of ribosome. The transcript has 8 exons.